This is a messenger RNA of Eurytemora carolleeae, 609 nucleotides long. RefSeq lists its product as uncharacterized. Bases 175 to 609 code for a protein of 144 amino acids. The record is from RefSeq and is a predicted model, not a curated record. The transcript has 7 exons. Lineage: Eukaryota; Metazoa; Arthropoda; Copepoda; Calanoida; Temoridae.
AAAUAAAUUCUUGUAUUUCAGAAAAUGUGCUAACUUGUAAAAAAUGCUAUUAGAGCAAACUACUUAGUUGUAAGAUGGCUGACGGAAUGAGGCCUUAUAUUGUUCCCGAGACCAGCAAAAAUAUUCAAGUGGACUAUAAAUAAUGAUAUUUUGCUGACAGACCAAGAGGAAAUCAUGAUGAAAUCCCCAAAUAUUGAUGGAAUACUGCAGAAAAUUCGGCAAUCCUCCGAGAAGCAGAGAUCGCUGGAAACAGAACAAGCACAAACACUAGCAAAGUUGAAAAAUCUUGAAUCUGGCAGAAAUGGGCCGGAUGAUGCACCUACUUUGCAGUCCCGGUUGCGUGAGCUUGAGAAGAUGAUUGAACUGGAAUCUGUUCAAAAUGAGGAACUAAUGCUCGAACUUACAUUGAAGAAAAAGCAUGACCAGGGUGGAUAUAGGCAUGAUUCUGAUCAUCAUCAGCCUGAAAUAACUGCAUAUUCACAGAUGCCGGGUACAAGCCUGUACAACACAAGUGUAUACUCUGGGGGAUUUAUCACACCACUGUCCUCAGUUACAAGUGCAGGUAGAGUUGAAAUUGCAUUUAAUUUCUCGAUAAGGAUUUGUUCUUAA